AUUUUCGUUUCUAGCAUCCUUUACCAAACAUGAUUCUCUUGGAGCAGUCUAACCACAUAGUCGAAACUACGCUAAACAACUGCAUUAGCUCAUUGAAAGAUGGAAAGCUCGCACCUUUUGAAUUAACAUGUGCCGAUUUUGACGGUGUCAUCUUUCAUUUGAAUUUACCCAAAGACAAAAACGUUCUUAGCCUUUCAAUCGAUGUUCCCUGCUACGACAAGCUGGUUGAUUGUGGUGUUGAGAAGAACAUAAAAGCUAUUUACAAAGAUCAUGUGGUAAAGCCAGAGCCAAAUGCAUCGGUGACCCUAGCGUUGAAUUUGGAUACCCUGUCGUCGUCUCCACCAUCUCUUAUUAGCGAGCUUAGUCUGCUUAAACGCCAUAUACUCGCCUCCGCUUUUUACCAUACUUUCGAGGCAGUGGAGGCUAAAAAAUCAAUUUUACUUGACAUACCCUUUCAUGGCGACGAUCGAACAUUUAUCACAACCAAGGAUGAAAGUGUCAUUGUGGUUAUUACUGUAAACUUCAAGGACUCUGAAGAUAUUGUUUUUGGCAAAGUCUUUCUCAAUGAAUUUAAAAAAUCCGUCAGCGGUGCACCAGCUGUUGAUUUUUCUACAACGCCGCCAGGAGAGAUCAGUUCUAUUAAGAAUUUACAGAAAGCAGAUGGCUACAUUACCUGUGUCUUGUUCGAAAGACACUAUAAGGCAGACUUUCGAGAUAAGACCAUCAAUUUAAUACUGAUGCUCCGCAACUAUCUGAUGUAUCACAUUAAGUGUAGCAAGUCACAACUGAAUACUCGUAUGAGAUUGCGUGUCGAGGCUCUACUCAAAAUUCUCAAUCGUGCGAAGCAAGAAUUACCGAAGGAAAAGAAAACAGCUAGCGGCCGCACAUUCACACGCACAACUAAGUAAUAAGUAUGAACUACUGAUGACGACAUCUUCACAAGGAGAAAUUAUGUGUGUUUUAAAGCAUUUUAUGAUCAAUUUUUUACAAAUAUGCUUUGUAGACUCUAUUAGUUUUUGUCUUACAUGAAAAAAGUGUAUAGCUUUUUUUAAGUAGACUAAGCUGCCAACCCAUGUUGUACUGAUUCUUGUUGAAUCCGCAUAUAUACUUGGCAUAUUUUUAA
Molecule: messenger RNA, 1123 nt
Organism: Schistocerca gregaria
Lineage: Eukaryota; Metazoa; Arthropoda; Insecta; Orthoptera; Acrididae
Product: actin-related protein 2/3 complex subunit 2-like
Exons: 4
Coding region: 30-908 (292 amino acids)
Biological process (GO): Arp2/3 complex-mediated actin nucleation; actin filament polymerization
Cellular component (GO): Arp2/3 protein complex; actin cytoskeleton
Molecular function (GO): actin filament binding; structural constituent of cytoskeleton
Source: RefSeq, a predicted model, not a curated record